GGCGCCGUGCGUACGCGGUGACGUCGUGCCUGCGCGGGAAGUUUCCGAGAGGAGCGCGGGACCCGAGGCUCCCCAGGACGCGCGCCUUCUCGCUUCCCGGAGCCGCUGCUUCACGGGCCGUGCCACCGACCGUUCCCGGGCGCGCUUCCGCCUGCCAGGCCAUGACGGAGGAGCUGGAUGUGCUGGGACACGACUCGGACGGGGGUAGUGACGAGGUGAUCCUGACUCCCGCCGAGCUCAUCGAGAGACUGGAGCAGGCCUGGAUGAAUGAGAAGUUUGCCCCUGAGCUGCUGGAGAGCAAGUGUGAGAUCUUGGGUCCCUCCGGAGCACCUGGCCCCCAUGAGAGCAAUCUCAGGAGAGCCCCGAAGGGGGACCUGAAGGUUAGCAUCCACCGGAUGGAGCUGGAGCGGAUCCGCUACGUGCUCAGCAGCUAUCUACGGUGCCGACUCACGAAGAUAGAGAAGUUCUUCCCACACAUCCUGGAGAAGGAGCAGGCGCGGCCCGAGGGGCAGCCGUCCGGCCUGUCUCUGGAGGAGCUGGUCUUCGCCAAAGAGUACCUGGCUAACACAGAGGCCUACCUCAGAAACGUCGCCUUAAAGCAUAUGCCGCCCAACCUGCAGAAGGUGGACCUCCUGAGGGCAGUUCCCAAACCUGACCUGGAUUCCUACGUGUUUCUGAGAGUGAAGCAGCGACAGGAGAACAUCCUGGUAGAGCCCGAGACCGACGAGCAGAGGGACUACGUCAUCGACCUGGAGGAAGGCUCGCAGCACCUGAUCCGAUACAAAACCAUCGCGCCUCUGGUCGCUUCUGGAGCCGUGCAGCUCAUUUAAAACCGGAAGUCCACGGGCGUGGAGCCGUGGGGCCUGGGCGAGGGAACAGCAGGAGCCCUCAUCUCACUCUGUGCCCUGUGCCCGGGGACGCAGUGGCAGAAGUGCCCAGUCUGUCCUGGGCGAUGAAGACAGGCCCCGCAGUACUGCCUGCCUGCCAUUCCGGCCGGGACCAGCAGAGGGGGCCCUAGCUCCGUGUCAUGCGCCCUUCCCUCUGCGGCGCUCUGAGCGCAGGGCAGCGGGCGGGGGCUGCGCCUGACCCCCGGGGCUUCAGGUGUGCAGCAGGAGGCCCCGGGCCAGCGGCGCUCAGCCUGCGUGCGCUCCCCGCGGGCGACCUGCGGCCCUCGCCCAGCCCCCCACCCCCGUCCACGGGCUCCCGUGUGCGCGCCUCGGCAGCCCUCCGCUUUCUCAGGGGGGUCUCGCAGCGCCUGCGGCCAGCGAAGCAGGGACGGUUCCGUGGGGCGUGGUGGAGAGCCCCCGCUUGUCCGUCUCUUGCCUGCUGGAGUCGUGGUCAUUUCCUGAGACAGGCGGGGGGUGCUGGGGGAUAUGGCGCUCACUGCCAAGACAAACCUAGAGGAGCGCGAAGGUGUUCACUAAUAAACACAUUGAUACCCCU
Oryctolagus cuniculus (rabbit) is the source of this 1443-nucleotide messenger RNA. The record is from RefSeq and is a predicted model, not a curated record. Lineage: Eukaryota; Metazoa; Chordata; Mammalia; Lagomorpha; Leporidae.